AUGCAAGCUGUCGGGGCUCGCUCUCCAACGAGUAUGAGAAUCACAUGGAGAGUGCUGCAUUUCUAGCCCAUAUCAGAUCGGUGCGGUGGCUGCCUCUCGCAGCCUGCUCAAACUCAACGUCUCUCGCCGGACAAAGCUGCAACAUCAAUAGUCGGUAAGAGCCUAGGGGCACGUCUCCAUCUUCCCACCUGCUUUCAACACUGCUGUCAGGAUGGAUCCUCUUGGCAUAAAGGCGAGCAUCACGGCGAGCAUUACGGUGAGCAUCAUGACGAGCAUCACGGCACUCGUCACCGUUGCAGCCCAGAUCGAGGCUAGAAUCAAGCAAAUUCACGCAUUCUGGUCCUCGGUCGCCGACGCCCCUGCUUCGCUGCGAGGCCGUCUCGCCGACAUAGAGCUGGUCCGUGACCUCUUCGACGGCAUUGACGCCAACAUGGCGGGCCACGGUACGGACCCUGGCGUCGCAGAGCUGAUGAGCAAGCUGCCUGGGAGGUGUCACAUGGGCCUCGAAACCCUCGAGAGCCCGGCAAAAACGGUUCUCCCGGGCGCCACAGAAAAUCGCACCAAGAUCACCUGGAAGUCGGCCAAGGCCGUGCUGAAAGCAGAUAGGCUCCAGUCAUACAAGGCUCAUCUCGACUCUAGAAAUUUGCCUUGUUCUUGCCCACGGCUAUGCUAGCCAGCGAAUGCUGCUGGCUCUGUCCCUGCCAGUUGGCUAUCUCCGGACAGCGCUAACAGUCAACACAGGCAACGCAUGGAGUCUCGCUUUGACGA
Lasiosphaeria miniovina is the source of this 768-nucleotide messenger RNA. RefSeq lists its product as uncharacterized. Bases 212 to 673 code for a protein of 153 amino acids. The transcript has a single exon. The record is from RefSeq and is a predicted model, not a curated record. Lineage: Eukaryota; Fungi; Ascomycota; Sordariomycetes; Sordariales; Lasiosphaeriaceae.